Molecule: messenger RNA, 1335 nt
Organism: Beta vulgaris subsp. vulgaris (sugar beet)
Lineage: Eukaryota; Viridiplantae; Streptophyta; Magnoliopsida; Caryophyllales; Amaranthaceae
Exons: 1
Coding region: 1-1335 (444 amino acids)
Molecular function (GO): zinc ion binding; nucleic acid binding
Source: RefSeq, a predicted model, not a curated record
AUGCCUCCACAACGACAAUUGGCUGCUAGAAAGGAAGCCGCUCGUCGUCACCGUGUAAGCCUUGAAAAUGCAUUCAUAUCCUUAGCUAACAGAGCUACUACUCCCGUUGUUGGGCAGUCUGCAUUUGACCGAUUUGACCGUCAUAGGCCCCCUACUUAUGACCCUGUAGCUCUGGAAAAUUGGUUAAGAGAAAUGGAGAAGCUCUUUACGGCAACAAACUGUCCCGUUGCUGAGAUGGUACCUAUUGGGACGUAUUACUUGAAGAAAGAAGCUGAUAACUGGUGGGGUACGGUAAAGGUUGCAUGUAUGGCUACUGUUGGAUUUGGGUGGACUCAGUUCUCCGCCAAGCUGAAGGAGAGUUUCUACCCUGAAGAGUUGCGUUGGCAGAAGCAGGAAGAGUUCCUAUCUCUGACUCAGGGGAAUAUGGAUAUCCAAAGGUAUACCGACCGCUUUACCGAGCUGUCUAAGUUUGCUGGUACUGUCAUUCCCACCGAAGUCGAUAGAGUUAAGAGGUACAUAAAGAAGAUGGAUCCUAGGGUAAGGACCCUUAUGUUGUGUUCGGGAGUUACUACUUUCCAGGCUGCUUAUGAGAUGACCCUGAGUGUCCAUGCUUCAAUAAAGGAAGAAGAAACUGCUAAGGCUGCAUCUGUGAGGAAGCCUGUCCCUUCUUUUGCUCCUGGUCCGGCUAAAAAACCGAGGUUUGAACCGAAUUUCUGUGGUGGAUAUCAAGGUUCCAGUUCUAGGCCGAGUUUUGAUCCGUCCAAGUGUCGGAGGUGUGAGAAGCCUAAUCAUCCGGGGAAGGAUUGUGAUGGAUCUAGCAUUAUGUGCUUCCACUGUAGGGAGGCGGGUCACAAGAGUUAUGAGUGUCCUAAGAAUCCGAGAGCUACAACUAAACCUCCUGCUCCUCCUAGCCAUUCUGCUCCACCGAAGAAUCGAGUUUACAACAUGACUCAUUCUGACGCCGAUGUUCAUCCCAACAUCAUCAUUAGUACCUUUCUUGUUAAUUCUGUCCCUGCUUUCGUGUUGUUUGAUUAUGGUGCUACAGUGUCGUGUGUGUCUAACUCAUUUGUUAAGAAAGCUAACCUGUCUUCGAGUUCUCCUCUUCGAACUCUCAUAUCUCUUCCUUCUGGUGAGAACUACCCUUGUCAUGCCGAGUACCAUGAUGUGACUAUUUCCUUGUUGCAUACUGAUCUCCCUGUCGACCUUAAGGAAUUUUCCAUGUCGGAGUUCGAUAUCAUUAUGGGUGUGGACUGGUUGUCUAAGUACCGUGCCCAUAUUCACUGCCGUGAUAAAAUCCGUGUGGCAAGCGCAUCUCCUAUAGUGGAGUGGUGUUGA